CAGGGUGUCCACCUGGCCAUGGGGUACCCACUGCUGUGGGGCACCCACCCCCAGGGCACGCACCCACCCCCAGGGCACGUACCCAGCUGUGGGGCACCCACCCUGCGGGGACACACCUGGCCAUGGGGCACCCACCCCCCAGGGCACACACCCUGCCGUGGGUCGCGUGGCUGCCGGCACGGCACAGGGGAAGUGCUGGGAGCGGGCUGUGCCAGCUGCUGUGCGAGCAGGAAGGACCCACUGUGGGGCCAGGACGAAGCAAAACCGCAGAAAAAAGGAAGCGCUCGAGUGCCCCAGCCCAGCGCCGGCGGCUGCCCGGGCAGACGCACACCAGCAUCCUGCACACCGGCCUUUCCUGGCAUCUCCUCUGGCAAGCUGAGCUGAUGGCCCUCGGUGGCCUCUCCUCUCUCCCAGGCGUUGGUUCUGUCACCAGGGAAGGUCACAACCAUUCCAGCGGCAUGACCCGGGCUCUGCUGCUGCCAUGGCUGCUGUGCGGCCGACCCAGCGUGAAGGCAGUGGUCACUGCUGGGUUGUUUGCAACCACCCUCUGGAACCUGAAGGGCUUCCUCCACUGCUUCAAGGUCUUCAGAGAAGCCCCCAAACAGACAGAGCCACUGGUGGUCCUGGUGUGGGAAUGGCCCUCAAAGCAGGUCCCCAACCUCAGCGGGGAUGUUUGCCGUGAGCUGUACGGCAUCGCAGGCUGCCGGCUCACUGUGGAGCGGCAGCUCCUGGGCAGGGCAAAUGUGGUGGUGUUCCCACACACCAGCCUCCGGCCCGGCAAGGACAAUCUCCCCACGAAGAGGCCACCAGGGCAGAGCUGGGUAUGGGUCUCCCUGGAGUCCCCAUCCAACACUAAAGCUCUAGCGAGAUGGAACCAGACUUUCAACUGGGUGAUGACCUACAGACAGGACUCGGACAUCUUCAUCCCCUAUGGCAAGCUUGUGCCCAACCAGUCAGCCACUGUGAACAUCCCCACCAAGACCAGCUUGGUGUCCUGGGUUGUCAGCAACUACCACAGGACUCAGAAAAGAGCCCAAGUCUACAAAAACCUCUCCAGGUACCUCCACGUGAACAUCUAUGGGAAAGCAAACAAAAAGCCGCUUUGCAACGACUGCCUCUUGCCAACAACGUCCAAGUCCAAGUUCUACUUGGCCUUCGAGAACUCCAUCCACCAGGACUACAUAACCGAAAAGCUCUGGAGGAACUCGCUGAUGGCUGGCACCGUGCCCGUGGUGCUGGGCCCUCCCCGGGCCAACUACGAGCAGUUUGUUCCUGCAGACUCCUUCAUUCACGUUGAUGACUUUGGCUCCCUGGCAGAGCUGGCCACCUUCCUGAAGACCAUGAAUUCCAGCCGCUACCGGCAGUUCUUCGCCUGGCAGGAGAGGUUCAGCGUGAAGCUCUAUGAUGACUGGAGGGAGAGGAUCUGCACCAUCUGCACCGCCUACCCCAGCCUGCCCCGCGACCGUGUCUAUCCUGACCUGCAGAGCUGGUUCAACGCCUAAUGUGGGGCUGGUUUGUGCUAGACCACAUCUGGGCAGAGGACAUCGGAGGGGGUGAAGUGUGGGGCAGCCUCCUACAGACCAGGACAUGGGGCAGGAAGGGGUGCGGGAUCUCCAACCUCUCCUCCCAGCCUGGCUGUUGCCACACUGGGAUCUUAAGCAACUUGGUGUGACCCAAUUUGUUGCAAAACGGGACCGAUCGCCCUCAGACCCCACAGACCAAACUUGGCAGGACUGGAGGGACCUUUGGA
Messenger RNA from Cuculus canorus (common cuckoo), 1750 nucleotides. It is a transcript of the gene FUT7, whose product is annotated as fucosyltransferase 7. The record is from RefSeq and is a predicted model, not a curated record. Gene Ontology annotation, cellular component: membrane. Gene Ontology annotation, molecular function: alpha-(1->3)-fucosyltransferase activity. The transcript has 2 exons. Lineage: Eukaryota; Metazoa; Chordata; Aves; Cuculiformes; Cuculidae. The coding region runs from base 123 to 1502 and encodes 459 amino acids.